Messenger RNA from Oikopleura dioica, 327 nucleotides. The record is from the annotation of a GenBank genome assembly. Lineage: Eukaryota; Metazoa; Chordata; Appendicularia; Copelata; Oikopleuridae.
AUGUCAUUGAUUUCCUACAAAGACGUGAACAAAUUCGACGUCAAGCUCGUUGAAAAUGGAAACAGCCAAAAUUUUCAGCUCAACUCAAACGCAGCACUCGCUCCUAAACAUGAAGAUCUGACUGCUCUAGCAGUUUCCAUCCAAAACGGCGACUCGCACAUCGUCAGUUGUGCUCACGGAAAACUGCUGCAAAUCGCGAAUCAAAUCAAACGACUUCAGCAGGAAGCUCAAGGAGUUUUGGAAAAAGCGAACCAGGAUCAGGAACUCUCUCAUGCAGCCUGCAACUUUGAAAAAGUGCCUGGAAAGGUGUAUCAUCUCUACAAGUAA